CUAUAACCAACAAGGUUAGCUCGGUCAUAAAUAAUCACCUGUCAUUAAGGGUGUUUAUGUUGCCAUAUCUGGAAUUUUCUCAGCUCGUUCAUUAUAUAUAAACGAAAGGGCGCUAUUACCUUUUUUUUCAUACCUUUAGUUAAAUAAAUGAUCUCUCAUUUCUUACACUUCAAUUAACCUUUGUUGCAAGUUUAUAAAGGUUUAUUGCUAUUUAUUAUUAUUUUUUUAUACAUAUAUCUUUAUUCUUACAUUUUCGACAAUCCGUUUCAUUUAUUUUUUUUUAUUCUAGAAUGGGUGUAAUACUUUCACGUUUUCGGUCGCAAAGUGAUGAUAAUUAUGAAAAAAUUCUUUCAGAACUCGACGAUGAUAUUGGUCGAGCUGAGGUUCGCUUACGUGAGAUAAGAAUUCGUGAGCGUAGUGCGUUGAUAAUUUGGAUCGUGUAUUCUAUGUUGGCCUACGUUGCAUAUGUGGCAGGUUAUUGGUACUUUGUUUAUAUGUCUAUUGAAGAAGAAGGGUGGGAUUUUAUGAAAAUUGCACCAGUCUUUACUGGUCCUUUUUUCAUAGUAAUUGGGUAUAGAUUUUUGGCCUUAUGGUAUAAACGAAAAGAAACAACUGAAAUAUCACAACUCGAACACCUAAGAGCUAAACAAAAGUUAAAAGUAGAAGAGCUUAAAAAGAAAACCGGAUAUUAUACAACUAAAACUUUACUGGAUCGUUAUGAUUCGUCUAAAGGGCAAAUAAAUCAACAAAAUGUACCUGUACGUCCCGUACAAUCUAUUAAUCCUAGUCUUCGUCAACGAAAUGUUCCCAAUCCUCAAGUACCAGAAAUUAAUAGUAUUAAUGGAGAUUCAAGAAGUAACAAUAUAGAACUUAACAUUGGUGGUAACGCACCACGUCCUAAUUCUUACGAUCCAAAUAGUCCAAAUUCAAUUACACCUCUUCAAAGGCGGUGGUAUGAUAAGUUAGUGGAUGUGAUUGUUGGUGAUGAUGAACAAAAGUAUGCAUUAAUUUGUCAAACCUGUUUUACGUGGAAUGGAUUAGCUCAUCCCGCAGAUUUUGAAGAUGUUCAAUAUUAUUGUAAAAAAUGUAAUCAUUUUAAUCCAUCUCGGCGAAGUCAACGUAAUGAAACAUCUUUAAGCGCACCAUCCAGUCUCACAAAUGUCAAAUGAUCCAUCUCAACUAGGUGACCCUUUAACCCCGCGAAGAGGACGUUCAACCACGCCAAGACCCAUGAGUCGUAGCAAUUCUUCGGACCCCGAAAAAGUAAUCGAUAAUGAUGAUUAUGAUGAUGAUGGUGUAGCUGUUAGUAAAGCUUUGGCCUCUAGAUCUAGCAGCCGGAAGAGAAGGAGCAGUCGAAGUCAAAAUAGGG
Rhizophagus irregularis DAOM 181602=DAOM 197198 is the source of this 1369-nucleotide messenger RNA. The record is from RefSeq and is a predicted model, not a curated record. Lineage: Eukaryota; Fungi; Glomeromycota; Glomeromycetes; Glomerales; Glomeraceae.